This is a messenger RNA of Thyridium curvatum, 366 nucleotides long. RefSeq lists its product as uncharacterized. Gene Ontology annotation, molecular function: structural constituent of ribosome. Gene Ontology annotation, cellular component: mitochondrial large ribosomal subunit. The coding region runs from base 1 to 366 and encodes 121 amino acids. The record is from RefSeq and is a predicted model, not a curated record. NCBI's taxonomy places the organism in Eukaryota, Fungi, Ascomycota, Sordariomycetes, Thyridiales, Thyridiaceae. The transcript is spliced from 3 exons.
AUGUUCGGCCCGUUCAGGAUAACAAACGUCUUGAAUGGCGGUCUUCUAUGGAAGACUCCUUGGCGGCUGUCGCGAUUCCAGAAGCUCCGCCAGCGAAGACGACUCCGAGCCGUGGAUGGCAUCGUCGCCACUCUCGACCAGGCUCUCGCGAAGCAGGGCCACACGAUGAAGUCGCUGGAGCGGUGGAAGGCCGAGAUGCCGAGCGAGGCCGAGAUGCUGCCCAAGGACAAGUACACCAUCUUUGACCGCAAGGAGAAGCGGUACCGAAAGGGCAUUCACAGUAAGCUGCAGAUUCUGUUUCUCACGUUUUAUGAACUCCCAAAGUGGACGAGAGUGUCGCAGCGCCUCAACCCUCCAGGCUACUAG